AAAAAGGUAGCAGCAGACGCAUGGAGCGCGCACUCAAUUUCUGACAGCUGAACGCGGACAUACCUUACAUUCUGUCUGCACAUCUUUAAUCAGAACAUUUGGAUUACAUUUGGAGGCACCGGGCUGACGCCAUGCACCCUUGUUUUUUCCGCGUGUUUUUUCAUGGGUUUUUGCUCAUAUUUUCAGUUUUAUGCGAAGCUGCUGCUUUCAACCUGGAUUUGGAAAAGCCAACGGUUUACAAUGGACCAGAGGGAAGUUAUUUUGGAUACUCACUGGACUUUUACCACCCAACACAGGAUGGAAACGCCAUGUCGGUGCUGGUUGGGGCUCCUAAAGCGAACACCUCUCAGCCAGGGAUUGUGGAGGGAGGAGCGGUGUACUACUGCCCCUGGCCGGCAUCAGACCCAGACUCCUGUCGUCAGAUCCCCUUUGAUAAAGCAAAUAACCGGAUGAUUAAAGUGAACGGGACACGGGAGCCUCUAGAAUUUAAAUCCCAUCAGUGGUUUGGAGCCACAGUCAGGACCCACAAAGGCAAAGUGGUGGCUUGUGCGCCCCUCUAUCACUGGAGGACCGUGAAGGUCAGCAGUGAGAUGGAUCCAGUGGGAACUUGUUAUGUGGCUGUGCAGAACUUUAGUGCCUAUGCUGAGUAUUCACCGUGUCGAACCAAUAACCCGGACCCCGAGGGCCAGGGCUUCUGCCAGGCGGGCUUCAGCGUUGAUUUCACUAAGGAAGGGACUCUGGUUGUGGGAGGGCCAGGGAGUUUCUACUGGCAAGGUCAAGUGAUCACUGCAGGAGUUGCAGAAAUAUUGAACGGCUAUUCUCUGAAAACUAUUCUGCGUAAAGUUCAGGGAGAGAAGCAGACUGUGGCUGCAUCAGACACAUAUGAUGACAGUUACCUAGGUUACUCUGUAGCGGUCGGAGAGUUCACAGGUGAUUCGGAACAAGAACUGGUAGCAGGGGUACCUCGAGGGGCGCACAACUUUGGUUAUGUGGCUGUGAUCAACGCAACAAACCUGACAUUUAUUCAGAAUUUUACUGGGGAGCAGAUGGCCUCUUAUUUUGGAUACACUGUUGCAGUGACUGAUCUAAAUGGAGAUGGUCUAGAUGACAUGCUAGUUGGAGCUCCACUCUACAUGGACCGUGAGUUUGAGAGUAAACCGCGUGAGGUGGGCCGUGUGUACUUGUACUUGCAAGAGGACGUGCUUCUCUUCUCCCCUUCCAUCACUCUCACUGGAAUGCACCUGUUCGGCCGGUAUGGAAGUGCCAUCGCCCCUCUCGGAGAUAUCAACCAGGAUGGCUACCUUGACUUGGCAAUAGGGGCUCCAUUCGCAGGGGAGGAUCGUGGUGGCAGGGUCUUCAUCUAUAAUGGGCAAAAAUCUGGGCUGAUGUUACAGGCAUCUCAAGUGCUGAAAGGCGACUGGGCCUCAUCCGGCAUCCCAGCAGGCUUUGGAUUCACCCUGCGAGGAGAUUCUGACCUCGAUAACAACCAGUACCCUGAUUUGCUGGUCGGUGCAUUUGGCGUGAGUAAAGUUGUGGCCUACAGGUCAAGGCCAGUGGUCACGGUGGACGCUCAGCUGAUUUUGACACCCAGAAUUCUCAAUCCUGAGGACAAGUCCUGCCGCAUGCCCAAUUCUGAUGACAUGGUAACCUGUCUGUCAGUAAAUGUGUGUGCAAAGAUCUCUGGGAUUGGUAUUCCUGAUUAUGUAGCUCUAAGAAUGGACCUGCAGCUGGAUUGGCUGAAGCAGCGUGGAGCAGUUAAGAGGAUCUUGUUCAUGGACUCUCACCAGCACCAGAGAACCCAACAGUUGGUUCUGGGUCAACGGGACCGCCAACAUUGCCACAACUACUCGGUUUACCUGCGGGAUGAGGGAGAAUUCAGAGAUAAGCUGAGUCCUAUCAGCGUGACACUGAACUACAGUCUGGACCAGAACUCCCCUCCACCUGGCCUCCAGCUGCGGCCCAUUUUGGACCACUACAGCAAGACCUUCCACCAUGAGCAGGCAAACAUCCUGUUGGACUGUGGGGAAGACAACAUGUGCAUCCCAGAUCUCAAACUUUCUGCUAAAAUGGACCGGACUGAACUUAUAAUCGGGGAUGACAACUUGCUUAUGUUGAUCAUUAAUGCAGCCAAUGAGGGUGAGGGGGCAUAUGAGGCGGAGCUUCAUGUGACCCUCCCACCAGAGGCGGACUAUAUUGGUGUGGAGCGCAGACGUGAGGAUCUUCAGCGGCUGAACUGUGAGCACAGGACAGACAAUGAUACCAGAGUUGUGGUUUGUGACCUGGGAAACCCAAUGGUGACUGACACAAACUUGUCAGUUGGUUUACGGUUUUCUGUACAGAGGCUGGAAGAUGCCCCUCCUUCCAUUGGCUUUGAGCUGCAGAUACACAGCUCUAAUAAGGACAACUCCAGAAGCGUUCCAGUGAAUUUGACUCUAAGCAUUGCAGCGAGCGCACAGGUGGAGAUCAGAGGUGUGUCUCACCCAGCUCAGGUUGUUUUGCCUUUUCCUCGAUGGGAACCCAAAGAGAAACCUGUGAGAGAGGAUGACGUCGGCCCUCAGGUUCAACACAUAUAUGAGUUACAUAAUAAGGGUCCAAGUUCAAUAGGCAGGACUGUAUUGGAGGUGGGAUGGCCCAGUUGGUACCGUGAGGAACACCUCCUUUAUGCCCUUCAGAUCGUUACUGACGGACCUGUUCACUGCAGUGUUAACGGCUCCCUAAACCCGCUGAAGUUAGAGACCUCCACUCUUCAGGACACUCCAGAAUUACUGGGCUUUCUGAGGAACAGCAGCGGUUCAACUCGCCAUAGACGAUCUGUUUCUACAGCCCAGAGUUACAACAGCAAGAUUCUGAACUGCUCAAAUAUCAACUGCCUGAUGGUGGAGUGUGAUGUGGAUCGCUUGGAUCGAGGGCAAAGUGCAGUGAUCAAGUUCAGAUCUCGACUCUGGGCUCACACCUUCUUACAGAGACGGAAUGACCACUACACGCUAAACUCCACAGUGUCCUUUCAAGUGAUGUCCAUGCCUUAUCGGAUCAAAGCUGAUUCACUCCCACACCAGAGGAAAUCAAUUGGCACAUUUGUGGUGUGGGCCAUUCCUGAUGUUUCUUUUGCCAUUCCCCUGUGGGUAAUAAUUCUGGCUAUACUGCUAGGUCUGCUGGUGCUGGCUAUGCUUAGCCUAGCAAUGUGGAAGUGCGGCUUCUUCGAUCGGGCGCGGCCACCCAAAGACGAUGACGUGUCAGACCGCGAGCAGCUGACCGCAGAAAAAUCCACAGAUGCGUGAGAGCAGAACAGAUGACAAUUAUGAAUAAAGAGUUCAUGGGAUGAAUCACCAUGAAGAGAGUGGAGGGGCUAUGUCCGAAGGUUUCGGUAUCUUUGUAGAAGACUACAGAUCCAAGCCUGUAAAUAAACUACAGCUCUCACACUGGACUGCAAUCUGUGAGCUGGGCCACAGUACCACUCAAAAACAUUUCUAAAGCUUUAUUUAAAAUGACGGAAGAGCAAGAACUAUGGACGUUGCACUCUGAUAGAGCUGCAAUAUCCACAGGAUCCAAAGUACAAGACUACAGGCUGAUCAAUGCAAUCCCAAAGAUUUAGAUCUCACUCUCUGAUCAACUCCAUCGACUUACAUUGAAGCACAGUGAUAAUUUUUGACAAUAUAUUGUUUAAAACUUCCAAUGGAACUUAAGAUCAUAUCUUCUCAUCACCAGCUCAGCACAAACUCUGGAUAAUCCCACAAUAUGCUUCACAUUGGCCACAUACACACUGCAGCUAAAUAUGGAUUCACUCCUCUUUUAAGACAUUUCUGAUAUUUCUUUCAUUUCAUAUUUAAAUAUCAAACACCAAACAGGUUAAACUGUUCCAUAUUUCAUGUUUACAGCCGAGGGAUUAUUACUUUAUUAUUAUGAUUAUUACUGUGGCAGUUUCAGGAGUGACUCCUGUUUUAUGUACACACACAGAACAAUAAUUUAGGAGAUUCACACCCACACUUGUAUAUGGUUGUCACUCUCAAAACUUUGCAGUGUGUUAACAGAGUGUUUAAAAAUAACACAGAAAGUGACAUACUGUAUGCAAAUAAUUGAUGUCACCUACAAGUAUACUUUAUGUAUUGUCAGAAAAUGAUUGAUGAUGGUGUAGUGGUAAAUUCUGCGAUCUGACUAGAAUCUUUAUUCUUACAAAGCUGGUCUGUUGCAUCAUCAGCCCACAAUGUAGUUUCACAGCAUUGUCUCAUUUCACAUGCCUUGUCAAUGAUUGUACUCAUUACAUAUUGAAGCUUGUAAAAGAAUAGCUCACUACGUACAAAGAUGGGGAUGGGGGGUUAUGAGCAGAUAUAAAUUAUAUGUGCAAUAAUGGGACAUUUUUGAGUUGAUAAUUUGUGUGUACACUGGCUCCAAAAUGUUUAAAACCUGAGGUUCAGGUUGUUUUGUAUAUAAAGUUAAAAUACUUAUUUGUCAGGCUUUGUCAGAGAAUAUUUCUUUUCCAAACUAAAGGGAACAACAAUAUUUUGUCUUUCAGCUAAAUGCAUCGAUAAAUCACCAAUCACGUUAGAUGACAUGGGCACAUUUAUUUCAUCUGUUGGGAAUUCUUCUUUUUUUUUUUUUU
Sinocyclocheilus anshuiensis is the source of this 4597-nucleotide messenger RNA. RefSeq names its product integrin alpha-8-like. Lineage: Eukaryota; Metazoa; Chordata; Actinopteri; Cypriniformes; Cyprinidae. Gene Ontology annotation, cellular component: integrin complex; external side of plasma membrane. The record is from RefSeq and is a predicted model, not a curated record. Gene Ontology annotation, biological process: integrin-mediated signaling pathway; cell-cell adhesion; cell-matrix adhesion. Gene Ontology annotation, molecular function: integrin binding. The transcript has 30 exons. The coding region runs from base 132 to 3278 and encodes 1048 amino acids.